AUGAGUUGGAUAACAAGGACGGCGCGUACGGUGAUCAAUCAACCGAUCCUUAUCACCGGCAGGAUAUCGAUCUUAUCGAUUAACAGUGGAUUAACGAAUGUGCGUUACGCAAGCAGCUCCCAGAAUGUCUCUAGCAAAACAUUACUGCAUCCGCUUCCAAAUAGUAUUAUGGGAAAGCGAUUACAACAAAUUUCGUCAUCUUCAGUUAUCAAUCUCCACGAGAACAUCCAGUUGAAAAAACGACCCCGCAGGCGCCGAGAGGACGAAAUCAGUAAAUUGGCUAAGGGAUACCUGACCGUUACGGCAUUUGCUACCGCAGAAGAGUAUGAUUUGGAACGAUUGGUUGGCGCUUUGAAAAACCAAAAUCUCUAUGAACCAAAGCAAUUUCUGUCCAGCGAAGACAACGACACCGAUUCGGAUGUGCUUCACGUUACGGCAAAGUACAAAGUGGGCGACGAAUCCCGUGAUUUGUACUUCUUCCGUGAAGGCACAGUGGUGCUGUGGAAUUGUACCGACUUGGAAAACAACAAUAUUUUACGAUUUUUGAAACAAUUCGAAGCGGAUCCUUACGACGAGUCCACAGUUCUUGGAGAAAGUGAAGCGAUGUUGUACAAUACAAUCGAAGGUCCUGCCCGAUUAAAGAAUAAUAGUUUUUACAUUUCCACUAAUGAUGAAACCGAUUUGGAGAAAUAUACUUUCUCGAAUGCCAUGUCACUUUCGGUAAAGCUAGGAAUCUGGGAGGCAUCUCUUGAACGAUACAUAGAAUCGAUGGCUUACGUAACGGACGAUUUGAAAAAAGGAACCAGCAUCAAAAUUUCCCGCCCGGAGAUGUUGCGAAAAACAGGUGAACUUUUCGCAUUGCGUCAUCUAAUCAACUUAAGCUCGGAUCUUUUGGAUGUUCCGGAUUUCUACUGGGACCGCGAGCAACUUGAGACCCUGUAUCAACAAACCUGUUCAUACUUUAGCAUAAACCGCCGGACCAGGGUUAUGAACGAAAAGUUAAACCAUUGCGUGGAAUUGGCAGAUUUAAUAAGUUCGAACUUGAACGACGAUCACCAUGUCCGCCUAGAGUGGAUGAUCAUUAUUUUAAUCAUGGUUGAGGUGGGAUUUGAAGUCUUGCACUAUGCCGAUAAAUUUCUGUAGAACCUGUUUAACAGAAAUAUAGUAAAAUAAU
Messenger RNA from Ochlerotatus camptorhynchus, 1174 nucleotides. Its product is annotated as required for meiotic nuclear division protein 1 homolog. Lineage: Eukaryota; Metazoa; Arthropoda; Insecta; Diptera; Culicidae. The record is from RefSeq and is a predicted model, not a curated record. The transcript has 2 exons. The coding region runs from base 1 to 1143 and encodes 380 amino acids. Gene Ontology annotation, biological process: positive regulation of mitochondrial translation.